AUGACUUGCGGAUCUUACUGUGCCGGCCGCGCCUUCAGCUGCGCCUCGGCCUGCGGGCCCCGGCCCGGCCGCUGCUGCAUCACCGCCGCCCCCUACCGCGGCGUCGCCUGCUACCGCGGCCUCAGCCAGGGCUUCGGCAGCCGCAGCCUCUGCGGCGGAGGCUUCCGCGCUGGCUCCUGCGGCCGCAGCUUCGGCUACCGCUCGGGCGGCGUGUGCGGGCCCAGCGCCCCCUGCAUCACCACCGUGUCGGUCAAUGAGAGCCUCCUGACGCCCCUCAACCUGGAGAUCGACCCCAACGCGCAGUGCGUGAAGCACGAGGAGAAGGAGCAGAUCAAGUGUCUCAACAGCAAGUUCGCCGCCUUCAUCGACAAGGUGCGCUUCCUGGAGCAGCAGAACAAGCUGCUGGAGACCAAGCUGCAGUUCUUCCAGAACCGCAAGUGCUGCGAGAGCAACCUGGAGCCGCUGUUUGAGGGCUACAUCGAGACGCUGCGGCGGGAGGCCGAGUGCGUGGAGGCCGACAGCGGGCGGCUGUCGUCGGAGCUCAACCACGUGCAGGAGGUGCUGGAGGGCUACAAGAAGAAGUACGAGGAGGAAGUUUCCCUGAGAGCCACAGCUGAGAAUGAGUUUGUGGCCCUGAAGAAGGACGUGGACUGCGCCUACCUGCGCCGCUCAGACCUGGAGGCCAACGUGGAGGCGCUGACGGAGGAGAUCGACUUCCUGCGGCAGCUGUACGAGGAGGAGAUCCGCGUGCUGCACGCCCACAUCUCUGACACCUCGGUCGUGGUCAAGAUGGACAACAGCCGGGACCUGAACAUGGACUGCGUCAUUGCUGAGAUCAAGGCUCAGUACGACGACAUCGCCACCCGCAGCCGGGCUGAGGCCGAGUCCUGGUACCGCAGCAAGUGCGAGGAGAUGAAGGCCACGGUGAUCCGGCACGGGGAGACCCUGCGCCGCACCAAGGAGGAGAUCAACGAGCUGAACCGCGUGAUCCAGAGGCUGACGGCCGAGGUGGAGAACGCCAAGUGCCAGAACACCAAGCUGGAGGCGGCUGUGACGCAGUCUGAGCAGCAGGGCGAGGCGGCCCUGAGCGACGCCCGCUGCAAGCUGGCGGGGCUGGAGGAGGCCCUGCAGAAGGCCAAGCAGGACAUGGCAUGCCUGCUCAAGGAGUACCAGGAGGUGAUGAACUCCAAGCUGGGCCUGGACAUCGAGAUCGCCACCUACCGCCGCCUGCUGGAGGGCGAGGAGCAGAGGCUGUGCGAGGGUGUCAGCUCCGUGAAUGUCUGCGUCAGCAGCUCCCGCGGUGGCGUCGUCUGUGGCGAUCUCUGCGCCACCGGUACUGCCCCUGCUGUCAACACGCGCGUCUGUAGCGCCCCCUGCAGCGGCAACGUGGUGGUGGGGACCCCCAACGCCUGCGCCCCCUGCGCCGCCAGCAGCACCUGUGGCAGCAUUUGUAAGAAGUGCUAGGGGGCUGCAGCGUCCCCGAGUCGCCUCCGCCUGGCCAGGACCUUGUGCACCCGGAACGCGCCGUCCGCCUCGCCAGGGAGCCGUGGGGCGGCGCCUCGCUGUCUUUCCUCGCCUUUCCCUGUAGUCGGUUUGCUGUCCCACGAUCUCACCCUUCUCUCCCGCCUUCUGUUUUUCGCGCGAUUCAUUGGUCCUGCCCGACACCACCCCCCAAGCUUGGAGGAGCCGUGCGGGCCCUGGCAUCUCGCGGCCCGUGCGUCCUGCAGCUUAUGCCCGCGGCGGGGAGGUGCGGGCUGCGCUGUGCUGCCGGUGUCCCUGUAGUUCGGCGAGGGGCGCGGCGGUGGGGUGGGGGAGCAUGCUCCCUCUUCCAGGGCUGUCUGCAGAAGCUUCUGAAAGGCCAAUGGCU
Molecule: messenger RNA, 1867 nt
Organism: Lepus europaeus (European hare)
Lineage: Eukaryota; Metazoa; Chordata; Mammalia; Lagomorpha; Leporidae
Product: keratin, type II cuticular Hb6
Exons: 9
Coding region: 1-1464 (487 amino acids)
Biological process (GO): keratinization; intermediate filament organization
Cellular component (GO): keratin filament
Molecular function (GO): structural constituent of skin epidermis
Source: RefSeq, a predicted model, not a curated record